CCUGGAACAACAUCCUAUAAAAAGGGAUGCAAAAGAGAAGCGCAAACUAAAAAGCUGAACACGGACAUCUAACUGGGAGCCAACAAGCUGUAAGGAUGCUUUCUUCAAGUGUUUUUAUUCUCCUCUUGUUUUUCCUCUGCCCAGGCCAGCCUGCACCCCAGUGUGCUGUGCCCGAGUCUCAAAAAGAUCUUGUCACCUAUCUGCUCAACCUGAUGGUCCAAGCUGAGACAGACAAUGCCCAGAAUAGUUUGAAUCCCAACCCUAGCCUUCUCCUGGGCCUGAGACUGGCACAACAGCACAACCUGUCAGUGGAGCAGAGCGCACUAACCAAACUACAGCAGGAUGUGGUCAGCAAGAUCCAAGGAGGUCUGCCAUUCUCCUCUGGCAAUGUGGCAUUAUACUGCAUGGCAAUGCAGGCCAGCUGUCACGAUCCCUCUGACAUCCCAGCUUCUGUCCUUCCUGGUGGUAAACUGAAUCUGGUGAAUGUGCUGGAAGAGAAGUUGGUGGAGGAGAUUUUUAAUAUUGAAAAAGCAGGCACGCCAGUCACCAACUACUACCAGGUCAGUCUGGACGUGCUGGCCUUGUGUCUAAUGGGUAAACCCAUGACUGCCCUCACCACGCAGGUCCUGAUUGAUGCAGCAAAAACCAACAAGUUCAACCUGAGCGGGACCUUCUCCGUGGACACCGGCUCGGUUGCCGUCCUGGCUUUGACCUGUUUGAAGCAAUUCAAGACCAUUCAGGCCUUUCCUACUUUGCAAUCCAGGAUUGAAUCCACUAUAAGAAAGCUGAUCACAAAGAUUGAACAGCAGAAGCAGGAGAGCGGAAUCAUCGGGAACUUGUACAGCACUGGUUUGGCAGCACAGGCACUGGUUGCAAAUCAGGUGAAUUUCAACUGCAACAAAACCAUCAAGACCAUCCUGGCCCAAGUUUCCGCUGGAGCUUUCAAUAAUCCGAUGACCGCCUCCCAAAUUGUUCCAUUCCUCGGUGGCUACACCUAUUUGAACGUGAGCAGCCUGAAAUGUUCUGCUGACCAGAAUAAUCUGCCACUGCCAACGCCCACCCACACCAGCCCACCAUCAUCCUCAAACAUCAGUGUCCAAUUCACUGUGGCGAACCCUUUCCUCAAUUCCAGCAAUUCCAUUGAUGUGUCAGUACUGAAUGGCUCCACUUUGCUGACGGUAAUGGAGAAAGCAGCUCAGCUUGAUCCACAACAUUUCAGUUUCACUAUUCAACCAUCCGCUUAUGGACCCUAUGUGACCAGCAUUCAGGGAGUUGCAGGGAAUUCGACUGAUCACACCUACUGGCAAUUUCUCAGUGGGACAACUAGCUUGUCCCAAGGUGUUGGAGACUACAAGCCCAAGAAUGGAGAGCACCUUGUGGCCCUUUUUUCGACAUAUUAGCUGACAAGCAAGAGGAGACUCAAAAUGUCUUCUCAGUUGCUGCCCUGAUUUGUCGCUGAACACGUCUCUCUUAAUGACUGAGGCGCUCUUCUGGGUUUUAAAUGUCUGUCGUAGUUUUCUCAUCUUGAAAGUUUACUUUUGCUUUCUCACCGCACCAUUUCGCCAUCUUUGGAUCUAAAAAUAAGUGCUACCAAUGAAUUUCCCGCAGGGCAUUUUCCUUGCGGCCAAAUUGUCAGUGACAUAAUGGGUACACGAUGCCUGUGCUGGGUGUAGCUGAACCCAUGAACAAAACAUGAGGUGCCAUGCAUUCUUUGGAAAAAGCGGAAUACAUAACUUCUACACCCUGCAUAAUUUAGCAAAAAAACAAAACGCUGUUUUGACAUUUAAAAAUGAAAAUGAAAAUAAAUAAAUAAAUAAAUAAAUAAAUAAAUAAAUAAAUAAAUGCAUCUGUGAUAUGAGAGCAGAGCUGGCACACCUGCUCCUGGGUAACUGCUGAGCUAUAUUUGGAGCAUGAUGGCGUGCAGCAGGAUGAAUAUUUGGAUUUAGCUCGUGUGAGUGCGUGUGUGUGUGUGCGUGUGUGUGCGUGUGUGUUGUAUACUCUAAAGGUGAAUAGAACUUAAGUUUAUAUCCAAAAUUUAUAUCCAUUUUUAUCAAGUGUCUCUGAAUUACUCCUAGGAAUUGUAUCCUAUCUGACUAGGAUAAGAAUUUGCCCUACCUCAGAGUAGGAUGUGAAAAGCUGUAAAGCGGCCUACAUCCACUCAGAGGCCACGUCUGAGAAUGAAUGACAUAGAGAUUUUAUGGCUGACCGAAGCUGCAAAAUGGCACUUGUAAAGGCAUUUUUUUCAAUAGACUCUAAUUGCAGACCUUCAGAGCACCAAUCCAACUUACAGCAUUUGAGAUACGAGUGAUUACAUUUAGUGGUGGUGGUCAGUGGUGGGAUUUGAACCCACAACCUGCUGGUUUGAGGUCCAAAACGCUCAAGCACUGCACCACACUGCCUGCUUCUCAGUAUACAGCGGGAGGGAGGGCUCGGCAGCAGUAAUGUGAGGGUGGACCAGCACUUUGGGAUACCACCUAUAUAAUACAAGGAGUUGACAGUACAUAAUUACAAAAACGUAGAAAUUCCCAACAGAAAUGACAAAAAAAAAAAAUAUUGUGAAAUAUAUUCAUUCAAAAACAACAAUAAAACUACAGAUAAAAAUCCUGCCUGAAAUACAGCAAUCGCAAGGUGCCUUUUAUGGUUUCUGCUCUGCCUCAGGUUUUGUUUAUUCAUUUCAUUGUUUAAUCAUGAUGUUUCCAAAUUUGUUAAUUCUGUUUUUUUAUUUGGUUUUGCGCAGGUAAAAUUGUUAUGUAUGCAUUAAUGUUCUCUGACGUUCCUUGUAUAUUGUGGGCGGAACCUCCCAAGAGGCGGGACUACCUUUCCCUCACUGCUCAUGGACCGCCCUCAGCCUAUAAAUUCAGGCAGGGAAGCAAGUCCCUUAGCAGUUCAUUAAUAAAGACUUUCUUUGAGUAAACUUUCUUCUGCUUCACUUUCCGAUUACAUUAUUGGAACUUAGUUUUCUUUUUGGGUUACUUUUUGCCUUGUUGUUCUUUUGGUAACUUGCUAAUAAAUUCUUUCUCAAGCAAAA
This is a messenger RNA of Erpetoichthys calabaricus (reedfish), 3028 nucleotides long. Its product is annotated as transcobalamin-1-like. The transcript has 10 exons. Gene Ontology annotation, biological process: cobalamin transport. The record is from RefSeq and is a predicted model, not a curated record. Bases 96 to 1400 code for a protein of 434 amino acids. Gene Ontology annotation, molecular function: cobalamin binding. NCBI's taxonomy places the organism in Eukaryota, Metazoa, Chordata, Cladistia, Polypteriformes, Polypteridae.